This is a messenger RNA of Diabrotica balteata, 300 nucleotides long. Lineage: Eukaryota; Metazoa; Arthropoda; Insecta; Coleoptera; Chrysomelidae. The record is from the annotation of a GenBank genome assembly.
AUGUGGUUUAAUCAAAUGGAAGUAAAACAAGAAUUUAAUGAAGACGAAGACACCUGUAAAAUCGAAACAUAUGAUCUUUUAGUUAGCUUUAAAAAUGAAAUUAAAGGGGAACUCAAUAGUGAUAAAGCACAUAAUACAUUUGAUGAUUUGGGCUUAAAUCAAUUCUCAGUCAAGACUGAAAUAAAAGAUGAAAAUAUACUUUUGCCAGUUGAAGAAAAACAAACAAACGAAAAAGUUAAGUAUAUUAUAAUAAUAAUUUAUCUACCUUCAGUUAAGUGUAUCAUUCAUCUUUCCAAUUAA